GCGAAGUUACCACCACUACCACACAUCCAGUGCUAAGCGCAAGUGAGAUAGGGCUCUGCUUCGUUCAUCACAGGCUCGCACACCCUGUCAUCUCCAGCCAUUCAUUCUGCCCUCCCUCGCUUCGGCGCACGCUGCAUUCCUCCGGUAGUUUUUGGAUAGCGCAUAGCGAUGUUUCUCUGCAGAACGGCCUGGCAAAGAUGUGGGCAUUUGGCAAGGAAGUCAGCCUACCAGUUAUCUAGAGAUGUACUGCCACGGCGACAGAUGUCGUCGCUCCCCGGUGGUACUGGUGAUAACAUCAUCUACGCCCUGCUGUGUGGUGGGGGCUUUGCUGGAGCUGUCGCCUAUACAUACAGCACUGUGACCACAGACCACGCCAGAUUCACCGACCGUAUAGCGGAUAUCAACGCUCGUCCCAAGACCGAGUGGGUUCCCAAACCAUGGCCCCCCAAGAGCAGGGAUGAGGAAGAGGAGGGUGAGGAAGCAGUAGCCGAUGGAGAGGAGGAAGCAGAGGAGGCGGCGGCUGGAGAGGAGGCUGCAGCUGAAGAGGCUGUGGAAGCGGAAAACAUAGCAGAACCUGCUGAAGAGGCCGAGGCAGUCUCUGAAGAACCUGCUGUGGAGGCAGCAGUAGAGGAAGUGGCUGUAGUAGAAGCAGAGACUGUGGUGGAGGAGAUCGCCGAGGCUGCUGAAGUCAUCGCCGAGGUCGCUGAAGAGGUCGUUGAGGUGGCCAAGGAAGUAGAGGCGGCAGCAGAGGAAGUGGUCAUAGUGGCCGAGGCCGUGGAGGAUGCUGCAGAGGCCAUUGCCGUGCCCGCCAUCGCCGAGGAAGCAGUUGCUGUGGCAGAGCCAGAGAGCAAUGUGGCACCAGUCACUAUGGCAGCAGCCUCUGCUUUGGCGGUGACAACAGUCGCUGAAGUAGUUUUAGAAGUCAAGGAGGCUGCCUCCGUGGAGGCCCCAGCUGCAGAAGAAGCCGCUCCAGUCGAGGCCGCACCCAUAGAAGAGGCUCCUACUGCAGUCGAAGAAGCUCCAAUUGAGGCUGCCGCAGCAGAGAUUGUGGAGGGAGACCCUGCACUUGUGGAGGCAGACGCUGCACAUGCGGUGGAGGCAGACGCUGCACAUGCGGUGGAGGCAGACGCUGCACAUGCGGUGGAGGCAGACGCUGCACAUGCGGUGGAGGCAGACGCUGCACAUGCGGUGGAGGCAGACGCUGCACAUGCGGUGGAGGCAGACGCUGCACAUGCGGUGGAGGCAGACGCUGCACAUGCGGUGGAGGCAGACGCUGCACAUGCGGUGGAGGCAGACGCUGCACCUGCGGUGGAGGCAGACGCUGCACCUGCGGUGGAGGCAGACGCUGCACCUGCGGUGGAGGCAGACGCUGCACCUGCGGUGGAGGCAGACGCUGCACCUGCGGUGGAGGCAGACGCUGCACCUGCGGUGGAAGAGGCGCCAGCUGCAGAAGAAGCCGCUCCAGUCGAGGCCGCACCCAUAGAAGAGGCUCCUACUGCAGUCGAAGAAGCUCCAAUUGAGGCUGCCGCAGCAGAGAUUGUGGAGGGAGACCCUGCACUUGUGGAGGCAGACGCUGCACAUGCGGUGGAGGCAGACGCUGCACAUGCGGUGGAGGCAGACGCUGCACAUGCGGUGGAGGCAGACGCUGCACAUGCGGUGGAGGCAGAUGCUGCACCUGCGGUGGAGGCAGACACUGCACCUGCGGUGGAGGCAAACGCUGCACCUGCGGUGGAGGCAAACGCUGCACCUGCGGUGGAGGCAGACGCUGCACCUGCGGUGGAAGAGGCGCCAGCGGCUAAGGAGUACAUUGUCGUGGUGCUGGAGGGAGCGAGCAAGUCAGACAAGAGGCCCAAAGUCCUGGGGGUUGGCCCCAUGACCGGCAGGAUUAUCCCAGACGAAGACGAGGCCCCUGCUGCUGAGGUAACAGGGCAAGCGACGGCUGCUUAGGAUGCAGAUGCAGUUGAACCAACUGACAGUAAGCACUUGGAGCCCCUGGAUGAUAUAUCAACCCUGAGGAAGACAAGGGAUGUGCCUUCCCCCACACUUUAACCCUUCCACACACUUUGACCCCUAACCCCUGACAGUCUACCCUUGAUUUUUAUCUGUAGUAUAAAACUUUUCUCCCCGUCUUGCAUCAGGGAAUUGUCUGUGUAUAUGUUCAGAUAAUGCCUGCUUUAUGGAAACAAACAUCUGAUAUGUUAUUCUAAUGUACUCCACCUGUUCCAAGAAGAGGUACAUUUUCCUAUAGUAUCACAUCGGAGCUGUUUAGAAAUGGUCCAUCUAUAUAGGCUUCACAACCGAACCUGUGACAAUGCAGAUAGUCAGUCAUAUAGUACAAUACAUUACUCUUCUCACCUUUUUAGAUGCGCACAGUCACAAAACACCUGGGAGUUUACUACUGGUUCAUCUGCACAACCUUUAAAAGGAGACUGUCUUUCUCUCAAUGGGAGUUCUAUUUUCUUAGUUUUCAGUAUGGUUGCAGCUGUGAAGGCUAAAGAUACUCUCACAGCAUAGUAUGUCAUAGUUUACUUCACCCAAGAAACCUCACACUAGACUCACUCCAAUGGUGUUUUCUGAUUCUCACCAUCCAAGGCAAUACUACACAUUUGAUGCUCAGCCAGCAAUUGCCUCAUGGCCGGGUAGGAAUGUGACCAGCAUUAUUUAACUAUCCUCAUGUUUUAACUCUUUGGGCUGAUUCCAAUGUGAACAUCACAAGUAUUUAACUCAAAGGGAAUGCGAUCAGACUGCUUUUGGAAAUCACUCUAUUUCCGAGUCACUGACUUGUUUUUGGGAGACCAGAUCAAUUAGGUUACCUUACCACCUCAGUAUUCCUCCAGCUUGUGAUCCACAGACCUUUUAUUAAUGCAGUAUUAUAGUUGAACAAACCUUCUCAGUUGCAUGCCAGACAUGUGAUUCAUAUUGGGAAAUUAGCAUAACAACGAAUCAGUCAGGUUUUUACAGUCGGUGUGAUCUCUUCAAGCUAGACUCCGUUGCGUAGUCCAUGAUGUUGCUCUUCAUGAUUUCAUAAGGCAGACAUUUUCCUCUCUCUUUUUACUUUCUCCCUCCCCCUCUGUUGUAGAGCCUUUCUCUUCUCAGCACCAUGGCUAUUGUAUACACAGCUGUUAGAUAGUCCAUUUAUUUAAGUGACCCUCUAUAGCUUAUUGUGGUGAAAAGCUGUAUCUGAAAUAGGAAAAGCCAUGAUUUGAGUGUAUAGCAUGUUUUCCUAGGCUGGUAUAAACAGUUGAGUGUUGUGCUUGUUACCAUAUGAAAGCAGAAUUUUUAAAAACUCAGGCUUGUGUGGUGGCAUACGUUAAUUCAGUGCUUGAUAUGGCUCAGUAAGUGUUUUUAAAGUUUGUUUCUGCUUUUCAAAUUAGAUGACUUUCUAGUUAGUUUAGAUUCAUAAAUACAUGUUCAUAACUUUGUCAGAACCAGUUAAAAUAAUCAGCAGGCCAUACAAGGCUUUCACUGUAGACAUACUCUACAUAUUUGUAGUAGGACUAGUUCUCUUCUCACUUUCCUCACAUAUUAUAUUUUAUUUUUGAUAUAUUAGGCAUAUUUGAAACGGUACCGAGACCGUUGAUAAGAAGUGAAUGUAGGAUAAUUCCUAAUUAAGGAGUGGGAUAAUUCAGUGUGUUUGUCCUAAUGUUUGCAGGCUGGGUUUGAAUGGGCCAUAUAGUGGCUUGUCCUGUGAGUGGAUGGCUUCACACUGUACAUCUGGCCUAGCAUGGGCUACAAACUGUGACUAUUUGAAACAUUGCUGUUUUUCUGAAAUAAAGGAAUAUUUCAGUUUUG
Salvelinus namaycush (lake trout) is the source of this 3792-nucleotide messenger RNA. Its product is annotated as fibrous sheath CABYR-binding protein-like. Gene Ontology annotation, cellular component: mitochondrion. The record is from RefSeq and is a predicted model, not a curated record. Lineage: Eukaryota; Metazoa; Chordata; Actinopteri; Salmoniformes; Salmonidae. The coding region runs from base 169 to 1947 and encodes 592 amino acids. The transcript is spliced from 8 exons. Gene Ontology annotation, biological process: anterograde axonal transport.